Lactuca saligna is the source of this 1401-nucleotide messenger RNA. The record is from the annotation of a GenBank genome assembly. NCBI's taxonomy places the organism in Eukaryota, Viridiplantae, Streptophyta, Magnoliopsida, Asterales, Asteraceae.
CGCGCCUGGAUUUUUUGAAUUUGGACACCGGUCCCAAAUGUCGUCUUCCAAAAUGCGUCUUAUUCGCACUUCAUUUAUAGCCCUAACAGAAAAAUCACCUCAAAUGCAUCACCGGAGAUUUGAAAUUCAAUAACAAUCUCCUCUCAGGCAACUCAACUCCCUGGGCGGAAAUCUGUCCACAAAUGUCGUCUUCCAACUCAUCUUCUCGUUACACUUCAUUCAAUAAUCGAUCUUCCGCUCAAUCGGAUCCAUCCUCCUCCACCGAGCUCAAUCAAACAAAAAACCGCCGGCAGAUCCCGGAUGUCUCCUAUGCUCUCGCCAAGUCAAAAUCCACUAAAAACGAGCAGAAUUUUAGUGCUAUGGUUAAGAAGUUUAUGGAGAGGAAGUCUUCUUCGACUUCGUCUUCAUCCAAGCUGAAAGGUAGGGAGUUUGUGGUGGCUGCUGAUGUCACGAGCAUCAUCGCCGAUGAUUUGAAGAAGAACAUGAUGAUGACUGCGAGAAGAGGAGGGACAUCGGGUUUUGGGGGAUUGCAUAAGAAGCUGUUUGGUAGCAAGGUGAAAGGAGAAGAGAGUGGGAAGAAAAAGAACGCAUUGACGGAAGUGAAGGUGAAUACCAGGAGUUUAGCGAUGGUGUUGAGGAGUGAGAGGGAGCUUCUGAGUCGGAGUAAGGAUCAGGAAUCAGAGAUAAUGGAGCUUAAGUUGAUGCUGGAGGAGAAAAACAGAGAGGUAGAUAAGUUGAAGGAUUUAUGUCUAGAGCAAAGGGAAGAGAUAAAAGCACUGAAGAGCGUGAUUUUAUUUCCAGAUGUUACAAAUUCACAAUCACAGCAGGAGGAUGAUUCUGAACUAAAAGAGGCAAAAGAAAUAAUUCCUACCCUUCAAAAGCAGGUCACUUCUCUCACAGGACAACUUCAGUCCCUUGCUCAUGAUCUAGCUGAGGUGAAAGCAGACAAAUAUUCAGCCACAAGAUUCAGUGAUAGUCUUAUGAGUUCUCCAAAGACACCAACAUAUGAGCAAGAAGAAGCCUUUAACUCUUUGGAAUUCAGCUCGGGGGAUCAUACGACCCAUGGUAGUGCGGAUGACAUGUUCCUAGAGGAUUUAAACCCAUGUUUAACACCUUAUAUCAAAUCCAAUUCUAAAGCAGUUGAUUAUAUAUCUUAUAGUGAUGACUCAUCACACAAGAAAAAAGGUUGGGUGGAUCGCCAACAUGGCAACUCUGACAACUCAGCGGGAAUUUUGGGUCGAGCAACUCGUAGAUCAGAUGAAAGCAAAUGCACUUAUCGUGAAAAUGUGUGGAACUAAAGUUAUGAUAAUUUUUUAGCACAUUGUGUUGUAUCUUUUUAUGUUUAUGCAAUAAAACUUGUUAUUAAGAGUAUUUUUUUAUUAAAAAAAGAAGUUAAAAUCA